Molecule: messenger RNA, 2442 nt
Organism: Fraxinus pennsylvanica
Lineage: Eukaryota; Viridiplantae; Streptophyta; Magnoliopsida; Lamiales; Oleaceae
Source: the annotation of a GenBank genome assembly
AUGAUUACCGAUGAAGUUCAUUUGAAGUCCUCCAAGGAGUCAGCAAGGCAGAUUAGGAAGAGCUUCUUCUUCUUUUGUUUCCUUUCGCUUACUCAAAAACUUCAUUACUUAUCGUCAGAUUUAGUCCUUAUACGCUCUUAUCAUUUCCGUCCUCAAACCCACAUCCUCUCACAAAGAAACUCUAGUAAACCUCUCUCUCUCUCUCCCCGCAAAAACCCUCCACUCUGUUCUCUCUCAUUGAUUCAGGGUAUGGAGAAUGAGGGGGUACCCAGCAUGUCAUUAUGCGACAAAGAGCUGGUGUUUUUGAUACUUCAAUUUCUUGAUGAAAAGAAAUUUAACGGGGCUGUUCACAAAUUGGAACAAGAAUCAGGAGUGUACUUCAAUAUGCAUUAUUUUGAGGACAGAGUAAGAAAUGGGGAUUGGGACGAGGUGGAAAAUUACAUAUUUGGGUUCACAAAGUAUGAUGAUAACAAAUAUUCUAAGGCAAUCAUCUUUCAGAUCCGAAAACAAAAGUACCUUGAGGCCCUAGACAGGAAAGAUCGGGAUAAAGCUUGUGACAUUUUAAUGAAGGACUUCAAAGUACUUUUAGAUUCUAAUGAAGACAUCUAUAAAGAAUUAACACAGCUUUUGGUUCUUAAAAACUUCAGAGAGAAUGAACUAUUAUCUGGAUAUGGCGACACUGAAUCUUCCAGGGGUGUAGUUUUUGCUGAAAUUAAGAGGCUUAUAGAAAAAAACCCCGUGUUCCAUGAUAAGCUGAACUUUCCCAGCUUCAAGGACAGAAGAUUAAAUACUCUACUUAGUCAGAGUUUGAAGUGGCAGCAUCAGCUCUGCAAGAAUCCAAACCAUAAGCCUGGCAUAUUAACUCUGUUUGUGGACCAUUUGUGGGUAACUGCUUCACAGUCAAAUGGUGCAGGGCUUCCAUCUUCUGUAAUUAGGCCGCUUCUGCUUUCGGGUGCUAUUCCUAACCCUACGGGAGUCCCACUUUUGAGGGCUCAUGCUGCAUUUCAACCAGAUCCGGGUUCUCCUUCCCUUGAUAAAUGGAUGACUAAUCUGUCUUCAGUUCCUCACCCUUCAGCUUCUGCUGGUUCAAUUGGUUUCAAUAUCCAGGAUUGUUCUGAUAUAUUGACGCAUUUAAGGACGCCUAUGAAUACCCCAGUUGUGGACUACCAAAAUGAUGAUCCUGAACAAGUCUUGAAAAGAACAAGACCUUCGGGAAGAUCGAAUGAACAUGAAGAUAGUCAAAGUUUGGUAGAUUGGAAGAGCAAAGUUGCAGACGAGUCCUCUGAGAAAUCCAUUAUUUGGAAACUGAAAGAAGUGAAUGAUCCGUCAUCGUGUCGUUCGUUGAGACUUCCGGAUAGUUUAGUGUCUACGAGGGUUUCAAGGUUGGUGUAUGCCAAUUCAGGAUAUGUCAUAAUGUCUCUAUAUGCCAAUGCUGUACACAAACUCUGGAAAUGGCCAAAAAAUGAUUGUAAUCCAACAGGGGAGGCAAGAACAAAUACUUUGCCACAACUAUGGCAGCCUUGUAGUGGGAUAUCACUGACCAAUUAUAUUAGUCUCAUAAAUCCUGAAGAAGCGGUUCCAUGCUUCGCACUGUCCAAGAAUGAUGCUUACGUAAUAUCGACGUCUGGAGGGGGAAUUUCUCUAUUUAAUGCAAUAACCUUCCAAAAAAUGACAACAUUCAUGCCCCCUCCACCUGCAGCAACAUUUCUGGCAUUUCAUCCCCAAGACAAUAACAUCAUAGCAAUUGGCAUGGAUGACUCCUCUAUCCUAAUAUAUUAUGUCCGUCUUGAUAAGGUCCAAGCCAAGCUCGACGCUCAUCAGAAAAGGAUAACUGGUCUUGCCUUCUCUAAUAUUUAUAAUGUGCUUGUAUCUGCAGGAGCUGAUUCUCAGUUGUGUGUUUGGAGCAUUGAUACGUGGGAGAAGCAAACUAGUGAAUACUUGCAAAGCCCACCUGGUUGCUCGGCUGCUUUUCUUGCAGAUACCCAUGUACAAUUUCACCGGGAUCAAACGCAUUUACUAGCAUUCCAAGAGAGACAGAUAGCAAUAUAUGAAGUACAUAAUUUGACAUGCCUUAUGCAGACUGCACCCCUACCAGCAAGUGGCCGAAUCACAUGUGCUACAUAUUCUUGCGAUGGCCAAUCCAUAUACAUCAGCUUUGAAAAUGGAAGUAUAGGCGUUUUUACUGCUUCAUCAUUGUGUUUGAGAUGUCGAAUCAAUUACUAUGCAUACGCACCUCCCUAUCCAAGCGAAUUAUCCUAUCCCUUAGUUAUUGCUGCUCACCCUCACAAGCCUAACCAAUUUGCAUUAGGACUUACUGAUGGUGGAGUGUGUGUAAUUGAGCCACUAGAGUCGGAAGGUGAGUGGGGCACCUUACCUCCACUAGAAGACAAUGCUUGUUCAAGCACGGGUCAUGCAGCUAGUUCUGAUCAAUUUCAAAGGUAA